AUGUUGGGAGCGGCUGAAGGUCAAGGAUUAGGUAACGCUUUUCUCUCCCAUGUAUCUGCGUGUGAGGCUCUGUUUCACCUUUUGAGGGCCUUUGAGGACGAAGACGUCACUCAUGUUGAAGGCGAGGUUGAUCCCUGUCGUGACUUGGACAUCAUCAGUGACGAAUUGUUCGCCAAGGACCUGCAGUCUUUGGCUGGAAUACUAGAUAAGCUUGAGAAGUUGGUUACGAGAGCAGGAGAUAAAACUUUGAAGGUGGACUACGAUACCCUCAUGAGGGUGAAAAAGGAUCUGGAAGAGAAGAAACCUAUUCGCCUAGACGUCUGGAAUGAAAAGGAGAUAGAGGUUCUGAACAAGCAUUUGUUUUUGACUGCAAAGCCGAUUGUUUAUCUCGUCAAUCUCUCGGAAAAGGAUUAUAUACGUAAGAAGAAUAAGUGGCUUCCGAAAAUUAAAGAAUGGAUCGACCGCAAUGAUCCAGGUGCAUCAUUAAUACCAUUUUCGGGAGCGCUAGAGACGAAAUUACUUGAUAUGCCAGAGGAUGAGCGUGAGAAAUACUUGAAGGAGAAGCAAACCAACUCAAGUUUAGACAAAAUUGUUCACACUGGCUAUAAAGCUUUACAACUGGAAUACUUUUUCACGUCCGGGAAAGAUGAAGUGAAGGCUUGGACCAUCCAGAAAGGAACUCUGGCGCCGAAAGCUGCUGGCCGCAUCCACACUGACUUCGAAAAGGGUUUCAUCAUGGCUGAAGUGAUGAAGGUCGCCGACUUGAUUGAGCUCGGGGACGAGAAUAAAGUAAGUCAUCGACACUGUUUCAACUAA
Molecule: messenger RNA, 816 nt
Organism: Ostertagia ostertagi
Lineage: Eukaryota; Metazoa; Nematoda; Chromadorea; Rhabditida; Trichostrongylidae
Source: the annotation of a GenBank genome assembly